AGUUGUGCGUGUCUUCACCUCUCCGUGCACUUUAAACUCCUGUAAGUCCUGUGAUAUCUGCGGUGAUACUGAGCUGCAGCCUCACACACACGCGGUCAGCUGUGCUCGUCUCUGCUCGUCUCUGAACUUUGUUGUUGAAGCGUCUGCAGCUCGCUGUCAUGAACCCGGCAGUGACAGUGAAGGCGGACUGAGCUGUGGGACUGAACUCUGAAUGUGAAGAGCUGUGAACUCCGGCUGCUGCAUGAAAGACAGAAAACAGACUCUGAAGUUUGUUUUUGAGGCUGUUGAAGUUUGGAGCAGAAAGUGUUUUUUGCGUGUUUCUUAUUUUUUUUGGAGGAGCCUGAAGCCGCUGCAGGAUGUCUGACUCUGCCUCCAGCUUCCUUCAUAUCGGGGAUAUCGUGUCUCUGUACGCUGAGGGGUCAGUGAACGGCUUCAUCAGCACCCUGGGCUGCUCCACAUGAAGAGUAAUAAAUACCUGACGGUGAACAAGCGUCUGCCGGCUCUGCUGGAGAAGAACGCCAUGCGGGUCACUCUGGACGGGACGGGCAACGAGGGCUCGUGGCAUUUCAUCCAGCCGUUCUGGAAGCUCCGCGCCAACGGAGACAACGUUGUCGUGGGAGACAAAGUGAUCCUGAACCCGGUGAACGCAGGUCAGCCACUGCACGCAUCCAACUACGAGCUGACCGACCAUCCAGGCUGCAAAGAGGUGAACUCGGUGAACUGCAACACCAGCUGGAAGAUCAACCUGUUCAUGAUGUUCAGCGACCACAGAGAGGAAGUCCUGAAAGGAGGCGACGUCGUUCGUUUGUUUCACGCCGAGCAGGAAAAGUUUCUGACCUGCGACGAAUAUAAAAGCAAACUUCACGUUUUCCUCCGAACGACGUUGAGACAGUCUGCGACCUCAGCGACCAGCUCCAACGCUCUGUGGGAGGUCGAGGUUGUCCAUCAUGACCCGUGCCGUGGAGGGGCGGGACACUGGAACAGCCUCUACCGCUUCAAACACCUGGCCACCGGCAACUACCUGGCUGCUGAGGAGAACCCCGGCUAUAAAGGAGACAGCCCAGAUCUCUCCGCCUCGAUGGACAGUAGUCGUAGCAACAAGCGUUCCCAUGGCGAGAGGAUCAAGUACAAGCUGGUCGCCGUGCCUCAUGGGAACGACAUCGCCUCGCUGUUCGAGCUCGACCCGACUACGCUGCAGAAGACCGACUCCUUUGUCCCGCGGAACUCGUACGUGCGACUGAGGCACCUCUGCACCAACACCUGGAUCCAGAGCACCAACGUUCCCAUCGACAUCGACGAGGAGAGACCCAUCAGACUCAUGUUGGGAACUUGUCCCACCAAAGAAGACAAGGAGGCGUUCGCCAUCGUCUCCGUCCCUGUGAUGGAGAUCAGAGAUCUGGACUUUGCUAACGACGCCAGCGCCAUGCUGAGCACCGUAGUGGACCAGUUCAGCCAAGGCUUCAUCAGCCAGAACGACCGCCGCUUUGCCAUCAAGCUGCUGGAGGACGUCGUCUUCUUCGUGGCCGACGUCAUCAACAGCGGUCAGCCGGUCCUCGACGUCAACAUGAGCAAAGCCAACCGAGAGAGACAGAAGCUGAUGAGAGAGCAGAACAUCCUCAAACAGAUCUUCGGCAUCCUGAAGGCUCCCUUUAAGGACCGGGGGGGAGGGGAGGGGCCUCUGCUGCGUCUGGAGGAGUUGGCCGACCAGAAGAACUCUCCCUACCAGUACAUGUUCAGACUCUGCUACCGAGUCCUGAGACACUCCCAGGAAGACUACCGCAAGAACCAGGAGCACAUAGCGAAGCAGUUUGGCGUGAUGCAGAGUCAGAUCGGUUACGACAUUCUGGCCGAGGACACGAUCACGGCUCUACUGCACAACAACCGCAAACUGCUGGAGAAACACAUCACCAAGACCGAGGUGGAGACGUUCGUCAGCCUGGUCCGAAAGAACCGGGAACCGAGGUUUCUGGACUACCUGUCAGACCUGUGUGUGUCCAACAACGUGGCCAUCCCCGUCACACAGGAGCUCAUCUGUAAAUGUGUGCUGGACCCCAAAAACCAGGAUAUCCUCAUCAAGACAGAGCGUCGUGUCCCCAAAGAGGCGCCCUCUGGUGGUCAGGGAGAAUACUUGGAUGACUUCGGAGACGAUGACGAGGUGUGGCUGCUAUGGAUAGACAAGACCAAUGAGAAACAGGAAAAGAGCAUCAGACAGCUGGCUCAGGAGGCGAGGCAGGGGAACGCUCACGAUGAGAACGUCCUGACCUACUACAGGUACCAGCUGAAGCUCUUUGCCCGGAUGUGUUUGGACCGUCAGUAUCUGGCCAUAGACGAGAUCUCCAAACAGCUGGACAUUGAGCUCAUCUUCCUGUGCAUGAUGGACGAGACGCUGCCCUUUGACCUCCGGGCGUCUUUCUGUCGCCUCAUGCUUCACGCCCACGUAGACCGAGACCCUCAGGAGCUGGUGACUCCUGUGAAGUUCGCCCGCCUCUGGACUGAAAUCCCCACGUCUAUCACCAUCAAAGAUUACGACUCCAACAUGGACGACAGCAGAGACAACAAGAAGAACCGUUUCUCCAACACCAUGGUGUUCAUGGAAGAAUAUCUCAACAACGUUCUGCACGACGAGCUGCCGUUCCACAACGAGGAGAAGAACAAACUCACAUACGAGGUGGUGAGUUUGGCCCGACAUUUGAUCUACUUUGGUUUCUACAGUUUCUUUGAGCUGCUCAGACUCACCAGAACGCUGCUCGGCAUCAUCGACUGCAGACCGAACCCGGCACACGCUGCGCUCUUAUUCCAUGAUGACGGAUCAGGGAAGAACGUGAAGCGCUCCAUACACGGGAUGGGGCAGAUCAUGUCCACCAUGGUGCUCAACAGGAAGCAGUCCAUAUUUGGCGGCGGGGGAGCCCGAGGGGCGGGACUGGGGGCGGGGCUUGUGCUUGAAGGACAGAGAGGCAGUAAGGACAGUAUAGAAAAGAUGGACCUGACAGUGAUGGACACCAAGCUGAAGAUACUGGAGAUAUUACAGUUUAUCCUGAACGUUCGUCUGGACUACCGCAUCUCCUUCCUGCUGUCCGUCUUUAAGAAGGAGUUUGUGGACGUUUAUGAGAUGGCCGACGCCGACGCCACCACGAACCUGGAGCAGGCGGCCACCAUCAACCUGCUACACAUUGGGGAGCAGGCGGAGGCCAUGUUUGGAGUCGGUAAGGGGAACAGUAUCCUGGAGGUGGAUGAUGAAGGUGGUCGGAUGUUUCUGCGGGUGCUGGUUCACCUCACCAUGCACGACUAUCCUCCUCUGGUGUCUGGAGCCCUGCAGCUGCUCUUCAGACACUUCAGCCAGAGACAGGAAGUGCUGCACACCUUCAAACAGGUCCAGCUGCUGAUCUCGUCUCAGGAUGUUGAGAACUACAAGCUGAUCAAAGCGGAUCUGGAUCGGCUCCGCACGCUGGUGGAGAAAUCUGAGCUGUGGGUUGAGAAGAAAGGCACAGGGGGAGGAGACGGAAAGAAGGAAAAGAAAGAGAAAGGAGAGGGGGCAUUAGAGGAAACGACUCCCAAGAAGGACAAAUUGGAGAAGAGCAACGAGAACUACCAGAAUGUCAAAGAGAUCCUGGAGAGGCUCAAUAAGAUGUGCAGCAGUGGAGUUUGGAAGAAGCAGCAGAGACUGUUGAAGAACAUGGGAGCUCAUAAAGUCAUGCUGGACCUGCUGCAGGUGUCGUACGACCAGAACGACGUGAAGAUGCAGGAGAUCAUCAGGUUCACUCACCUGUUCCUGCAGAAGUUCUGCAUGGGGAACCAGGAGAACCAGACUCUGCUGCACAAGAACCUCAAUCUGUUCCUGAACCCCGGGCUGCUGGAGGCGGAGACGGUUCAACACAUCUUCAGUAACAACUAUCAACUGUGCAGCGAGAUCUCAGAGAGCGUCCUGCAGCACUUCAUCCACUGCCUGGCAACGCACGGCCGCCACGUCCAGUACCUCAACUUCCUCCACACCAUCAUCAAGGCCGAGGGCAAGUACGUGAAGAAGUGCCAGGACAUGAUCAUGACCGAGCUAACGAACUCGGGCGAGGACGUCGUCGUCUUCUACAACGACAAAGCCUCAUUCAACGUCAUGCUGGAGCUGAUGGCGGAGAGCAGGGAGGGAGUCGGCGAGAGCAGCCCCCUCAGGUAUCACAUCUCUCUGGUGGAGCUGUUAGCGGCCUGCGCUGAAGGGAAAAACGUUUACACAGAGAUCAAAUGUACGUCGCUGCUGCCGCUGGAGGACGUAGUCAGAGUGGUGACGCACGACGACUGCAUCACCGAGGUGAAAGUGGCCUACGUGAACUUUGUGAAUCACUGCUAUGUGGACACUGAGGUGGAGAUGAAGGAAAUCUACACGUCGAACCACAUCUGGAACCUGUUUGAAGACUUCACGGUGGACAUGGCGAGGGUCUGCAGCAAACGAGAGAAGCGUCUCUCUGAUCCCAUCCUGGAGAAAUACAUCAUCAACGUGGUGUUUGACACCAUCCACGCUUUCUUCAGCUCCCCGUUCUCUGAGAACAGCACCUCUCUGCAGACUCAUCACACCAUCGUCACUCAGCUGCUUCAGUCGUCCGUCAGACUGCUGGACGCUCCGUGGCUGCAGCAGCAGCACAGAGUGCAGGUGGAGACCUGCAUCAAGACUCUGGCUAUGACAGCUAAGAGUCGCUCCAUCUCUCUUCCUCUGGACCUGGAGGCUCAGAUCAGCUCCAUGUUAUCUACCUCUGCUCUAAACUCGUUGUCUCGCUCCAACCCGAACUACAAGUCUUCGUCCCGCUCGUCCCGACCCAUCGCCCCUAGCAACCCUUGGGACUACAAAAACAUCAUAGAGAAGCUGCAGGACAUCAUCAACACUCUGGAGGAGCGUCUGAAGCCGUUAGUAAACGCUGAGUUGUCGGUUCUGGUCGACGUUCUUCACCAGCCGGAGCUUCUGUUUCUGGAGGGAACCGACGCUCGACAGCGCUGCGAGUCCGGAGGCUUCAUCUCUAAGCUCAUCCAGCACACGAAGGCUCUGAUGUCUGCAGAGGAGAAGUUGUGUAUCAAAGUGUUGCGGACGCUGCAGGAGAUGCUGAUCAGGACUCUGGACUUUGAUGAAAAGGGAAUAUCUCUGCGGAAAGUUCUGCUGCAGAACUAUCUGUUUCCCAACAAGAAGAACAACCCGAAGAACGACCUGGCUGAGCUCGGAGCUGCAGGCUGGGAGCAGGAGCGUGAUUGGGCGACGGUGGCGGCGGUUCAGUGCCGCCUGGACAGAGAAGGAGGAACGAAGCUGUUCACAGAUCUGGUGAUGAGCACCAAGAACGACAAGAUCUUCCAGGAAAGCAUCCAGCUGGCCAUCUGUCUGCUGGAGGGAGGAAACACGGAGAUACAGAACUCCUUCUAUAAGCUGAUGAUGGGAGACAACAAGUCGGAGAAGUUCUUCAAGGUUCUUCACGACAGGAUGAAAGACGCGCAGACGGACAUUAAAGCUACAGUGUCUGUUAACGUUGGAGAGAUGACGCACAAAGCCAACGAGAAGGAGCUGGAGAACGGAGUAGCGUCUCCAGCGUUGGUACUUCCUGCAGGCCUCCCUCUGAUGGUCUCGGGUCAGUCUAUCGCCCCUGUAGGAGCCAGCAUGCCGGUUCAGCCUGUGGCCGAGCAGCGGGAGGUGGAGACGGAGAUGGGACCAGCUGUUAUCAUCAUGAAGCCGAUCCUCAGGUUCCUGCAGCUGCUGUGUGAGAACCACAACCACGACCUGCAGAACUUCCUGCGCUGCCAGAACAACAAGACCAACUACAACCUGGUGUGUGAGACGCUUCAGUUCCUGGACAUCAUGUGUGGAAGCACCACCGGAGGCCUCGGCCUGCUGGGCCUCUACAUCAACGAAUCAAACGUCCACUUAAUCACACAGACGCUGGAGACCCUGACGGAGUACUGCCAGGGCCCCUGCCAGGAGAACCAGACCUGCAUCGUGACCCACGAGUCCAACGGCAUCGACAUCAUCACGGCUCUGAUCCUGAAUGACAUCAGUCCGCUGUGUCGGUACCAGAUGGAGAUGGUGCUGCAGCUGAAGGACAACGCCUCCAAGCUGCUGCUGGCGCUGAUGGAGAGUCGUCACGACAGCGAGAACGCGGAGAGGAUUCUGUUCAACCUGCGACCUCGAGAGCUGAUGGAGGUGAUAAAGAAGGCGUACUGUCAGGAGAGCGAGUGUGAGGGCGGUGAGGUUUCUCCCCGUGAGGUCGGACAUAACAUCUACAUCCUGGCUCAGCAGCUGGCCAGACACAACAAGAUCCUGCAGAACCUCCUGAAAACUCAGAAGAAAAGUAAAGAGGGAGACGAAGGCAUCUCCUCCAUGCUGAACCUGAACAACCGUCCGCUGUCCCAGAUGUUAACGUCUUCUGCUCCGGCUGCUGUAGUGGAGCAGGAUCCGCUGGAGUACUACGACCUGCUGACUGCUCAGAUAGAGAUCGUGCGUGACGACCGCAGCAUGGAGCAGAUCGUGUUUCCGGUUCAUCCGAUCUGUGAGUUCCUGACGGAGGAAUCCAAAUACCGCGUCUUCAACACCACCGAGCAGGACGAGCAGGGGUCAAAGGUCACACAUUUCUUUGAGCAAACUUCCUUCCUGCAUGGAGAGAUGGAGUGGCAGAAGAAGCUGCGGAGUAUGCCAGUGUUGUUCUGGUUCUCCAGGAGGAUGAGUCUUUGGGGAACCAUCUCCUUUAAUCUGGCCGUCUUCGUCAACCUCAUCAUCGCCUUCUUACCGUACGACUCAGGACAAGGAGCGAUCGAUGACUCCCUGUUGUUGAUGUUGUUCUGGAUCCUGACGGGUCUCUCGGUUGUUGGAUUGUUCUCUCAGCGUUACGGCUUCCAGCCGCUCACGCUGGCUCUGAUACUCAGAUCUAUUUACCACUUCGGCAUCGGGAACACUCUCAUACUGCUGGGAUCACUCAAUCUCAUCAAUAAAGUCGUCUUCGUGGUGAGCUUCGUGGGGAACAACGGGACGUUUAUUAUGGGAUACAAAGCCAUGGUGAUGGAUAUGGAGUUCCUCUACCAUCUGGGAUACGUGUUGACGUCCACACUCGGCCUGUUUGUCCACGAGCUCUUCUACAGCAUCCUGCUGUUUGACCUGAUCUACCGGGAGGAGACGCUGUUUAACGUGAUAAAGAGCGUGACUCGUAACGGUCGCUCCAUCCUGCUGACAGCGCUGCUCGCUCUCAUCCUCGUCUACCUCUUCUCCAUCGUCGGCUUCCUCUGCCUGAAGGAAGACUUCAUCAUGGAGGUCGACCGGCUGCCGCAGAUCGCUGCAGCUCCUCAGCAGAGUGAAGCCUCGCAGGAGUUCCUCAAGUCCUGCUCCUCAGACGGCGUCAGCUGCACCGCAGAGACCAGCGGCGUCACCGCGACCGAGGACGAAGAGGUGGCCGACACUGAGCGGGCGUGUGACACUCUGUUGAUGUGUAUUGUGACGGUGUUGAACCACGGCCUGAGGAAUGGAGGAGGAGUCGGCGAUGUUCUCCGCAAACCAUCCAAAAAUGAGCCGUUGUUUCCCGCCCGGGUGGUGUACGACUUGUUGUUCUACUUCAUCGUCAUCAUCAUCGUCCUCAACUUGAUCUUCGGUGUGAUUAUCGAUACGUUCGCUGACCUGAGGAGCGAGAAACAGAAGAAAGAGGAAGUCCUGAAGACAACAUGUUUUAUAUGUGGCCUGGAAAGAGAUAAGUUUGACAAUAAGACUGUGUCAUUUGAGGAUCACAUCAAACAGGAGCACAACAUCUGGAACUACCUGUUCUUCAUCGUUCUGGUGCGCGAGAAAAAUAAGACGGACUACACCGGACCUGAGAGCUACGUGGCUCAUAUGAUCAAGAACAACAACCUGGACUGGUUUCCACGGAUGCAGGCAAUGUCUCUGGUGGUAACCGAUGGUGACGGGGAGCAGAACGAGAUGAGGAUGUUACAGGACAAACUGUCGUCAACCAUGAGGGUGGUGACUACGCUGACCAGUCAGCUGAAUGAGCUAAAAGAGCAGAUGACGGAGCAGAGGAAGAGGAGGCAGAGGAUGGGAUUCGUUGAUGUCCAGGCGGGAGCGAGUGCCGCUGCUGCAGUUCCCCCCAGCGCUGCAGGAGGAAACCACCAAAUGUACAAGACAUAAAGAGACGAUUUAAA
Messenger RNA from Scomber scombrus (Atlantic mackerel), 8145 nucleotides. RefSeq names its product inositol 1,4,5-trisphosphate receptor, type 3 (gene itpr3). Gene Ontology annotation, molecular function: inositol 1,4,5-trisphosphate-gated calcium channel activity; inositol 1,4,5 trisphosphate binding. NCBI's taxonomy places the organism in Eukaryota, Metazoa, Chordata, Actinopteri, Scombriformes, Scombridae. Gene Ontology annotation, cellular component: endoplasmic reticulum; membrane. Gene Ontology annotation, biological process: calcium ion transmembrane transport. The record is from RefSeq and is a predicted model, not a curated record.